Pelobates cultripes (western spadefoot toad) is the source of this 270-nucleotide messenger RNA. The record is from the annotation of a GenBank genome assembly. NCBI's taxonomy places the organism in Eukaryota, Metazoa, Chordata, Amphibia, Anura, Pelobatidae.
AUGAUCCGGAGCCAACAGGCCAGAGCGCAAGUACAUGAACUGAGAACAACCAAAGGCACCCUCACACAAUUCCCAGAGGAAAUAGCUGAAGAAUUUCGCAUGUACUACCAAUCUAUGUACAACAUCGCUCCCAUGGCACCAGACAACCAUCAAGAAGAUAGAACAGCGGCCACGACUCGAUACCUUCAAGACUUGAGACCGGAUGCUCUAUCAUUGGAGGAGGCGAACGCGAUAGAAGCACCGAUAACAACCGAAGAAAUACAAGCGUGA